UCAGCUUCGGCUCUAGACCGGACUCUCCAGCGGCCUGCCACUUUCCCUCUUGGAGACUCGGACACACGAUGAGCUCCGGAGGAGACCGCUUCAGCCCCAGGCCGCAGGCCUUCGACCCCAACGAUGAGAACCUUUCGGAGGAUUCUUGGUCCGAAGAGGAGAGCACUUUGGAUGAUGACUUGGCCUUUGUCGAAAAGGAAGCCCCAAGCAACAAUAAACGCAGGAAAAUGUUUCCUGUUUACGAUUAUUGUCUGGAUACAGACUACGUGAAGGAAACUUACCUGCUGCCGUGCGUGCCCUGCAACAGCGCGCUCUGCUCCCGGCCCUCCGAAUGCCGGAACGAGGGAAAGCUGUUGCCCGCAGACUACACGCAUUACAUGUUCCCAGACUGGAAGAUUGUCGAAGAUUACUGGGAAAUUUUUGAGUCGCGGUGCCUGAAGGGGAUCGUUUUCACGCAGACGUUGUGGAAGCAUCUCUAUUCUUCGACAUCGCGGACAGCAUUGUACCUGUCACUGUCUGACGUGAUAAGGGAAGCCAACCACGAUUGCAUCUUAUUUGCCAAUGAAUAUCAACAGUAUUGCUACAUCCCACAUAAAGAAUCAGAAGAGAAAUCAGGUGACAUUUCAUGGAGAUACAGACGCAGCCUCGAUAUUAAUGAGUACGACACUAGGUGGAGUACUAGGAAUAUCUACGCUGCAGCUGUAUGGUAUUAUCACCACUGCCAGAAAAAGAUGCCCAUCGUCAUGGUGACGCAUGAACACGCAGUUUUUGAAUACGAGAACAAAGCAGAAGGCGUACUAGUGAUGAACUUCAAGCAUUAUAGCACGAGUCUUAUUGCUGACAUCCGAGAUAGCAAGCAGUUCGACCUGGAUCUACCUCAAGUUAAUAGGCAACUGUUAGACCAGACAUACUCUGUUUGA
Messenger RNA from Ochotona princeps (American pika), 920 nucleotides. Its product is annotated as DIS3-like exonuclease 1. Lineage: Eukaryota; Metazoa; Chordata; Mammalia; Lagomorpha; Ochotonidae. The transcript is spliced from 5 exons. The coding region runs from base 69 to 920 and encodes 283 amino acids. The record is from RefSeq and is a predicted model, not a curated record.